AUGUCAGACUCUGACAUAUCCCCUACGACAACAGAGGCCCAGCCUUAUACAAACGGAAAUCCCGUGCCUAUUGAUGUGGUGUUGAAAGUGGACGCCCCGGAGCAAGUCCAACCUGGAAGCUGGCCAUACCCUCUCAUUGUAGAAGUGGCCUGGAGGGACCCGGUCAUAACACACGGCUCGCCAAUUAUCUGUUUCUGUGAGGGGUUCAAAUACGGUAGUGAAGAUGUUUUGUUCAAGAAAGAUGGUCAAGAGAUAGAUGCCAUUAGCUUUGAUGAGCUCAAGGCAGUUGUGAAGAAACGGGAUCCAAAAAAGACUGACGCGGAGAUCAAGAAAAUCUUCGAGACAUUGGAUUUCGAUGAUAACAAGAAGAUAACCUUUGAUGAAUUUCUGAUCUUCGACUUUGCACUUGAUGCAUACGGAUACGACUAUUCGAAUGCCAUCAUUAUCUAG
This is a messenger RNA of Talaromyces amestolkiae, 450 nucleotides long. RefSeq lists its product as uncharacterized. Gene Ontology annotation, molecular function: calcium ion binding. The transcript has 3 exons. Bases 1 to 450 code for a protein of 149 amino acids. Lineage: Eukaryota; Fungi; Ascomycota; Eurotiomycetes; Eurotiales; Trichocomaceae. The record is from RefSeq and is a predicted model, not a curated record.